Molecule: messenger RNA, 1364 nt
Organism: Mya arenaria
Lineage: Eukaryota; Metazoa; Mollusca; Bivalvia; Myida; Myidae
Product: mucin-5AC-like
Exons: 9
Coding region: 37-1287 (416 amino acids)
Source: RefSeq, a predicted model, not a curated record
CAGUGCUUUUGGAGAUAAAAGAAGACACCAGUAGACAUGUAUUUACAGCUGACAGGUUUCAUUUUAUUGGCAUUAGUGCAGCACCAAGCAUGGGGUUUCUUAGAGUCGAACCACAAGCCUAUACUGAUAUGCCAUUGCGACGACCUAUCGAGUGACGUCAGCGAACAUUGUACAAAUAACAAGAACGACAUUUGUAGGGACAGCGGUACAUUUGGAACGUUCGCAGAGACGCGGAAAUGGUUUAUAAACGGGAAGUGGUAUAUAACUAGAAGCGAGGCAACAGAGGGAAGUUGUCGUACUCGUUGGUAUGAAACGGUUUAUAAUCCGGCUUGUGUCGGUUCCUUUACGGGAAGGCCACCCAACGGCACACUCUGCUACCAAUGUUGCGCCACAGAGCUGAGAGGGGAACCGUAUUACUGUCUGAAUAAUCCAGAUGCCAACACAGUAACAUACCCUACAACGACAUCUACCACUACCCCGACUACUACUACUAUUACUACAACAACUACUACUACAACUACUCCUACUACUACUCCUACUACUACUACUACAACUACUACGACAACGCCACCACCUACAACUACAAUUUCAAUGAAAAGUCAAUGUGAAGUCUGUGGGAUAAGUAGCGGACUGAACUGCACAGACCCACGUCACGUGGCUUGCGGUGAUACGGAGCCAUUCUGUAUGAACACGCUGAUAUCAGAUGGUGACAACAUGACAGUAUCCGUUCGCAAGACAUGUGCAACGGAAACAGAGUGUUACUAUGACUCGUAUCUAGCAAGAACCUCUUCCCCACAUUGCGCAACCCUAUCCGGUGCUUUCGAUAAGAAAGGGGCGUGUCACUAUUGCUGUCAAUCAAAUUCAGGGGACGCAACUGCUUGCAACAUCAAUCCAAUUCCAGAUAAAUUGGCUAGUUUCGAAAAUCACGGUUCAGAAGGAAGCAGAUGUGAGGUUGGUUCGAAUGGAAACUAUCAGGUCCAAAAGUGCGAUAACUCUUCUCCAAUGUGCAUGAAUACAGUAAUCAAGUCUUCGAACAUGACGGUUAUAAGGAAAACGUGUGAAACAAAAGCACUUUGCAACACAGAUUGGUGGAUUCUAACAAGAACACAGCGUCCCGAUUGUUUGGUUUCAAAUAUGACGUCACUUGCGGUUAAUGGCGAUGGAAUAGUGUGCCAUUAUUGUUGUUCAUCAAAGGAUGCGCAUGCGUGCAAUGUGGAUGACAUACCGAGCGAUGCGAUAACCCAUUACCCCUCGACAAACACUACAGGUGAUGUUGUAAUCGGCUAGGCUGUAAGGGACCAAAUCGUAUUCCCGAUAUGUUUUUCUGUUAUAAUAAAUACGUACAAUUAGGGUAAUAACUCUUU